GGUCUUCGGGCCGCGGGGAGGGCAGAGCAACGCCCGUGGGACGGAGCACGCGCCGCUCGCGCCCAGCUCCCCCCUGGCCGGCCACGCGACGGUUAAGGCGGGGGCGAUCCCCGUCUCUCUCUGUGUCCCUCUCCCCCUCCAAGCUAAGUUCAGCGUGGUGGGACCCGGCAAGGUUCUCCGUGCCACCGUGGGGCAGGACUUCGUGCUGCCAUGUCAACUGUCCCCCCCUGCGAACGCUCAGAGCUUCGAGAUCAGGUGGAUGCGGCACCAGCUCUCUGAAAUGGUGCACCACUACCGAAACGGAGAGAACCGGAAUGAGGACCAGAUGGUGGAAUACUCUGGGAGGACGUGGCUGGUCAGAGAUGAUCUCUCCACCGGAGUUCUGGACUUGCAUAUCAUCGCGUUGAGACCCUCCGAUGACGGACAGUACGUCUGCACCGUGACCAACGGCUCCACCUACGGAGAAGCUACGAUGGACCUGGAGGUGUCAG
Leptosomus discolor (cuckoo roller) is the source of this 491-nucleotide messenger RNA. NCBI's taxonomy places the organism in Eukaryota, Metazoa, Chordata, Aves, Leptosomiformes, Leptosomidae. The record is from RefSeq and is a predicted model, not a curated record.